Alternaria ventricosa is the source of this 1842-nucleotide messenger RNA. RefSeq lists its product as uncharacterized. The record is from RefSeq and is a predicted model, not a curated record. The coding region runs from base 1 to 1842 and encodes 613 amino acids. NCBI's taxonomy places the organism in Eukaryota, Fungi, Ascomycota, Dothideomycetes, Pleosporales, Pleosporaceae. The transcript has 2 exons.
AUGGGAGCGCCCUACCCCCAGACCGUGUCCUUGAGAAACCGUGCUACGAACGAAUCAUCUCUGCUAGAAUGCCUACAGGUUGCGCCACCAGUCCUGAGUCCAGUUGAUGCAUGCCAGCAGACAUUGAUGGUCCAUACAUUUGCCUCCUCGUACGGACAGCCAUUCGUGGGAGAAUACAAUCCGCCGGAGUGCAGCUUCAACAGGGUUACCUUCAACUUUACCGUUACCUCUGCCGGCCGGCAGUUUGACCGACUCGGUGUGAUGUUCCUUGAUGAUACCGAAGUGUUCCGUACUUCCACCGCCGAGCCAACACAAGCCGGCAUAAUAUGGACAUAUGUCAAGGACAUGAGUAGCUAUCAAUCUCUGUUCAAUACGCCACAAAAGAUAAUCUUCGACCUCGGUAAUAUCGUCGAUGAUACAUACACCGGCUCCUGGUACACCACGCUGACUGCAACAUUCUUUACCGCCGAGGAUGCUAUCGAGCCCGCGGAUGUUAUCAUCCCAAUCUCGGCACGGAAGUCGGGUCAAGAUGCAUCCAGCGUAUUCGUCGUACCGGAGACAAGAGCAGUCAACAGCGUUGUGCUUCCGCAGAAUGCGACGAAGGCCGCCUUCUCCAUCUCCGCAUGUGGCCAGGCUGCCGAGGAGUUCUGGUGGAGCAAUGUAUUGCAAUCCGACAUCAAUGCGUUCGGCAACGACACUACGCUAUACGGUCACUCGGCCUUCCGAGAACUCCGUCUUCUGAUCGACGGAUCGCUGGCUGGAGUCGCCUGGCCCUUUCCCGUCAUCUUCACUGGUGGCGUUGUUCCUGGCUUCUGGAGACCCAUCGUAGGCAUCGAUGCAUUCGAUCUGCGAGAAGACGAAAUCGACAUCACUCCGUUCAUACCACUGCUCAGCGACGGCCAACCCCAUAGCUUCGAGAUUCAGGUUGUGGGCGUCGAUGAUGACGGUCAUGGGAACGGGAACUUUACGACAGCGAUCGAAUCGAAUUGGGUGGUUACUGGAAAGAUCUUUGUUUGGCUCGGCGCUGAUAACAACGCUAUUACAGGUCCUGCACCAAUCUCUGCCUCGACAUCCAGUAUCGUACUACACUCGUCGAAACGCGGAUACUUGAACAGCAGCGCAGGCAUCUCCCUCGACUACUCUAUUCAAGUCACUCGCGAUUUAGAAAUCCAAUCCACGUUCGACAUGCCUGAAGGAUCCAAAGCAGUUACCUGGACCCAGAAGCUCACCUACUCCAACGUUGGAACUCUCAGCAACGGCGGUAACGACCAAAUCGUACGUCAGUCGACGACCGGUACACAUACAGCAUCAACAGAUUAUUCCAAAAGCUUCGAAUACCCUCUAUGGGUGCAAUCGUCCUACAGCGCACCAGCAGGCGGCAACGUCAGCAUCAACGCGAGCAUGUCGCGAAGCAAAAACGUGCAGCAACAAGGCGACCUAGCCUUCCCAAAUGACUGGAAGACAUCCGACUACACGCGUCUAAGCUUGACGCCCUACAACAACCAGACCUUCACCGGCUCAGACGUGGACAACUGGCAAAAUGGCACAGCAUCCUACCUCUCGGUCCCCGCACUGAAAAAGUCCUUCGGAUCAGGCAGCACAGAGCAGCGCCUCACACUCAGCGGUGUAUCCACCGGAUCACAAGACGCAGCACCCCAGCAACUCUACCAAAGGCACAUUGCCGCCACCAACGACUCGGUCGUGUAUGACGACGAGAGCUUCGGCGGUCAGCUGCGAGGUCAGAGCAAGUAUGCCGCUCCCAGCGCGCCGGGCACGCAAGACGUCGCGCAUGAGUAUGCGGCUGCAGGCGUUAGAGCGAUGCUAGGAAGGGGGCCAGCUUAG